Nannizzia gypsea CBS 118893 is the source of this 1191-nucleotide messenger RNA. RefSeq names its product ubiquitin carboxyl-terminal hydrolase. The record is from RefSeq and is a predicted model, not a curated record. Gene Ontology annotation, biological process: protein deubiquitination; ubiquitin-dependent protein catabolic process. Gene Ontology annotation, molecular function: cysteine-type deubiquitinase activity. The coding region runs from base 1 to 1191 and encodes 396 amino acids. Gene Ontology annotation, cellular component: cytoplasm. The transcript is spliced from 6 exons. NCBI's taxonomy places the organism in Eukaryota, Fungi, Ascomycota, Eurotiomycetes, Onygenales, Arthrodermataceae.
AUGGCUGGUAGUCAGAAGAACACCACCGCGGAGGAGUGGUUCAUGCCCCUGACCAGCCAGGAGAAGGACAGCUGGAACGGCUUCUGCGAGAUCGAGAAUGAGCCAGCAAUCUUCAACGCGAUGCUAGAGGACUUUGGCGUCAAGGGGGUCAAGGUGCAGGAAGUAGUGUCGCUGGACGAGGAGAUGCUGGCCUUUUUGCCGAGACCCAUCUACGGUCUGAUCUUUCUCUUCCGUUGGAGAGAAGACGACCAGUGCAAGCAAGAGCAGAGCUGUCCUGAAUCGCUCUGGUUCGCCAAUCAGACGGUGGAAAACGCAUGUGCCACUGUUGCAUUGCUCAAUAUCAUCAACAACAUCAAAGGCAUCGAGAUGGGAGAGCAACUGAAGUCGUUCCGGAAAUUCACCCAAGACUUCAGUCCUGCCAUGCGCGGCUAUACGAUUGGCAACUUUGAAUUCGUCAAGCAAGUACACAACUCGUUCGCCAGGAAAAUGGACAUUCUCAACACAGACCUGCUGCUUAAGAAUCAGCAGGGGAGGAAGGCUAAGGGUAACCAAGAGCCAGACAAGUCCGAAGCAGGCUUCCAUUUUAUUGCAUUUGUCAAGGCCAAGGGGAGGGUAUGGAAGUUCGACGGCCUAGAACGGCAACCCCAGAGUCUCGGAGAAUGCGUCGAAGGAGACUGGCUUGGGCUGGCGACGAAAGAAAUUCAGACGAGGAUGGCAGACUAUGAAGAAGAAGAAAUCGAAUUUUCCAUCCUCAGCCUGUCCAAAGACCCGAUGACUGUAUACCUGGCCGACCUGGCAUCCAAUGUCAAGGCUCUCCAGCAUAUAAAUAGCCGUUUAUCCGAGCUCGGAGAAAACUGUGACGAGGCAGACCAGGAGAACGCCACGCUAGACGGUCCAGACGCGCAGUACGGGCUGACCCUGGACAUACUCGAGCUCGCAUUGGUGCCCAGCGAGCUAGCGGAGGCAACCGAGAACGGCAGCAAGGCACACGACCUCAACUCGCUUGCGCGCCAGCGCCAGGCCCUGGUCGAGCAGCAACGUCUCCUCCGCACACAGAUAAAGGACGAGCAGCGCAGCAGGCAGAUGGAGCUUGAUUACGCCCGCAGCCGCCGCCACGACUACAACGCUGCCGUUCAUUGCUGGACUCGCCUUCUCGCGCGCAAGCGGAAGUUCGAAGAGCUGAUUAUCUAA